AUGUCAGACAUCGAAGAAGAACAAUAUGUUGAGCUCCCGAUUGUCAACUUCCCACCUUUCAAACUACGGUCAUCCAUGGUUGAUAAAGAUCCAGUAAUUUGGGUUCAUUUAAUUGAAGUUUAUAUAAAUUAUAUUCAAACUAUUUUACAAUUAAAAGUUCAAAUAUCUCCAAAAUCUGAACAACAAUUAUGCCUAUUUGUGAAAAGUUAUUUACAUGAAAUUGCUGAAGAACAAGGUCAAAUCUUAUCAUUGGGAUUGAUUAAUGUUCAAAUUACACAAAAUUUAGAUAUAUUAAGAAGUUGGAUAUUAGAAUUGAUUAAACAAUAUGGUGUAUUAAAUUUAAAAUUAAAUGGUGGUGCUCUUUGGGAUUUUGCUAAAAUUUAUUCAUUGAAAAACACUUCCACAGUACGAGGUAUUAUUGAUGGUACAUUAAAACCAAAAGAUAAAAAAUCUAUAAAUUCAAUUUCUUUAGUUCAUAAACAUAUUGAUUCCAUUAUAAGUAAUGGGAAAUUUGAUAAGAUAGAUUUACAAACUUUGGCAACAUUACUAGAGAAUAAAAGCAAAUCCUCACCUUCAUCAUCAUCAUCAUCACAAAAAGCACCUAAAAAACCACAAAAUAAAAUUGCUAAAGCUAAAAAAACUGCAUCAUUUUCCGAAACUUUUGUUACUGUUCCAUUCAUUGAAAAUUUGGAAAAAUUAUAUGCAAAUGAGGAAGGUAGAUUUGCGAAAACUGCUAAAGAUAUUGCAGUAUUAUCAUUAAUUUCAAUACCAAUUUCUAAAGUUGCAAGUAUAGGUACUGAAUUAGGUGUUAAUACAUUACAAUCAUUAUCAUUAUAUCCAUUAUUUGGUGGUAUUAUUGCAUCAUCAAGUUUCCAUCUUUUAAACCCAGGUAUUGAACAAAGAUUCCCAUUUUUAAUUAAAAAACCUAAACCGGAUGUUAAAGAAGAUGAUAUAAAUACUUUAAUUGAUUUAUUCCCUGAUUUAACUAUAUCUCAUACUGAAAAAUUAUUGAAAAAAUAUAAAAAUAAUGUUGAAGAAGUUACGAAUUUGUUAUUAGAGCAUCCAGAAGCUGCUAUUGAAAAAGAAGAAGAAAUUACACGUCAUACAAUGGGUGGUUCAAAUCUUGAAAAGGAUAAAGUUAUGGGUAAAAAAGUUCUUGGUAAAAAAUCAUCAAAUACAUAUCAUGUUCCUGAUGAACACAAAAAUCGUACAUUGACAGCAGCUUUGAAAUUAAUGUAUGAAUCUGAUGAAGAUGAACAUGAUGAUACUUAUGAUGAAGCUGAAGCUGUUCAAAAUGAUGGAGAAAAAUCAAAAUAUGAUAAGAUUGAAAAAACAUUAUGGGAAAUCUUCAAGAAAGAUCCAUCAGUUUUCGAAAAAUCUAAUAGAAAGUCAAGAUCUAAACAAGAAUUAGUCAAAGAAACAGGUUGGUCUCAUGAACAAAUUGAAGGUUGGGCUCGGAUGUUACAAAAACAACCUAAACGUGUCAAGAUUUUGGAAAGUAAGUAUAUGUUUAGAGGUAAUAAACCUCAAAGAAGUUUUAGAUCUGAACAAGAUGAAGAAAUUGAAGAAGAACGUAGAGGUCCAUCAACAAACAAUAAACAAUCACAAAAAAAACCUCCUCAACAACAAGCUCAAGGAAAUAAUUCAAAUCCACAAAAUGUUAAGAAACAACAAGCAAGAAAUGAAAAAAAUAAAUCAUCAAGAGCUAAUCAUAAUAGAAAAUCUGGUCAUGAUAAAAAAAUGGCUAAAGGUAUGUAA
Molecule: messenger RNA, 1758 nt
Organism: Hansenula ciferrii
Lineage: Eukaryota; Fungi; Ascomycota; Saccharomycetes; Phaffomycetales; Wickerhamomycetaceae
Gene: CUE3
Product: Cue3p
Exons: 1
Coding region: 1-1758 (585 amino acids)
Molecular function (GO): ubiquitin binding
Source: RefSeq, a predicted model, not a curated record